GCAUGCUAACCAAGUGUGUGUGUGCUGGUUGUAAAGCAUAUUUACAAGAUGGCAUUGUGUCAAUGUGUUCUACAGGCCUGCAUUGUGUUCCAUGGGUCUGAGGGUGUAACGCUAAUCAGUGUGCCUCCCUUUUGAAGAAUGCAGUGAACUGGCCUGGUUUUGCAUCUUAAAGCAGCCAAAAGGAUAUGAGCAGAAUGUCCGAACUGGGCUGAAUCACCUCAGAGGAGCCACACAGUCUCCAUCAGCAUUCACAAUCAGUGCCUUUGUUGCUUGGAUGAGAGGGGACAUUCUUCCAGAGGGAUGAUUUUUCUCGUCUCUGCAGGCCCUGGCACUGCACAUGUCUGCCCCCGCACCGGCCUCUGUGCCAAGCUGGAGUCUCUUUCGAGCUGACAGACGCACACAAGCACUGCAGAAGGACAGGACAUGUGCAUGGUUCAUCCUUGAUACAAUGGAAAUGAUCAGCUGAUCAGCUGUCUGCAUUUCCUCCUGAACAUGUAAGGGCCAUAUGAUAACAAUAUGCCCCUCAUCAUUAGCUGAUGGCAUGACAUAAAGCAGGACUUGGACAUGCCGAGGAGACGAGACGUCUUUGCGCUAGUCCUGAUUGUGCUGCCAUGGACUUUACUCAUCAGUAUGUGGCAUCAUGGUCCUGUCACUCCACAGCCCUUUUCACACAAGAAUGGUAGGCAUGAAGUUGUCAACAUGCAAAGAAAUAACCCAAAAGAGAAAUGCUUCACAGACAAGAACAUCCUUCAUGAACAUGCAUUUGGGCAUCCCCUACCAUGGUCCAAACUGCUCCCCACCAUCUAUGUCAUCACGCCCACCUACACCCGAGCGGUGCAGAAAGCCGAGCUCACACGCCUUACCCACACCCUCCUGCAUGUUCCGAACCUUCACUGGAUUGUGGUGGAAGAUUCUCCACGCAGGACACCACUCGUCACCAGACUGCUCAGGAGCUCCGGCCUAAAUCACACGCACCUGAAUGUGGAGACGCCGCGCCUUCAGCGUAUGCGCAGGGAGACGAGGGGCAAUCGUGUACCACGAGGAACAGCACAGAGGAAUCUUGGGCUGCGCUGGAUCAGAGAAAAUCUUGGCCCUAAAGCCCGGCUUCAGGGGGUUGUGUAUUUUGCUGAUGAUGACAACACUUACAGCCUGGAUCUGUUUGAGGAGAUGCGUUCGACCAAGAAGGUCUCCGUUUGGCCCGUUGCCUUUGUUGGGGGCCUGCGUUACGAGUCGCCUAAAAUCAACACCCACGGGAAAGUGUACGGCUGGAGCACCGUGUUCGACCCUCGGCGUCCAUUUGCGAUCGACAUGGCAGGGUUUGCCAUUAACCUCCAGCUCAUCCUUAGUAAACCUCACGCCUAUUUCAAGCUGAAUGGAGUUAAAGGAGGAUACCAGGAGAGCAGUUUGCUGGGGGAGCUGGUCACUCUCAGUGAGCUGGAACCCAAAGCUGAUAACUGUACAAAGGUGCUAGUGUGGCACACUCGGACUGAAAGACCUGUGCUAGUGAAUGAAGGGAAAAAGGGCUUCACUGAUUUCAACAUGGAGAUAUAAAUAAAUCUUUCAAUACCCGUCCCUUAUUGUGCAUCUUGGCACCUGAUGUGGGACGUUGCAAUAAUGUUUUAAGAUUAAAGUUGCACUGCACUGACUGGCAUUGCACAAAGCCACGGAAAAAGAAUAAACAGCUUACAAAGCACUACUGAACUUCCACUAAGCUUCACAAGCAUUUUCCAGCCACCGUUUUUGGUAUCUGGACAGAUCUCUGUUUUCUCACACUGAGGAUCAGCAGCAGAAGAAAAAGGCUGUUGUUCGGCGUGAGUCAGCUCUGAGCAAUAGUUACAUUAUCAUGGCGAUUGUGCACGUCAUCUUUACCCCCGAGAUACACUGAGCCAUUCAAGUCUAAAUGACAAAUACUUUUUUUUUUUUUUUUUUGUUUCCUUUUUUGUAGAAUGCCCACUUUUGAUUAAGCUAUGUUUCUCUUGGGAUAAAUUCGCAACAUGGGAACAGAAGCCCAUGGAUAAAAUGUCAGUGUUUAUGGAGUAAUUUAACCUGGUGCACACACAGAAACCUUCACACACCACAUGUAAAAAGUUUGGGGACAUUUUACCAUUUUUAUUCUUAACUAAAAGCAGAAGUUUGCACAACUCCAGGAAUAAAGGAACCAUUUUAGACAUCAGUGUGUUUAGUUUCUUCAGUAUUGUACUUCUUACAAUAACAAGAAAUGGAAAUUGUACAUUAAGAUAUUGAGCAUUUGAGAGCAAUAUAGCGCUUAGGGGCAGACAACAUCAUUAUACUGAUUUUGUUUUGUUUCUUGUGUGCGUUUAGUUGUUGCACAUUCAAUCCAUGUAUUAUUUUUAAGAACUGUUAUCAAUGAAUGGUAUACAAUGAAAAAAUAAUGUAAUAGUGACGUAAAUGUUUGUCCUACAAUGACAAUUAUUAAGUCAGAUUACAAAUAAUAUCAAAAUUGGAAUUAUUCCAAAUAGUGUAAUAGCAACUCAAAUUUUUUGCCCUUUUUGUGGAAUUGAGGGGAAAAAUUUGAUGGAUGGAUUUUAAAUUUUUAUAUUAUUAUCAAUAAGUCUAUAACUUUAUUAUUUAUAACUCUAAAACAAGAUCAAAGAAAUACCAAUGCCCUACAUGCUCUAUAUUUGGUCAUCAUUGUUGUCAUAUGACGAUAUUAUACAUAACUAUUUUUAAAAACAAAC
Messenger RNA from Silurus meridionalis, 2699 nucleotides. RefSeq names its product beta-1,3-glucuronyltransferase 1 (glucuronosyltransferase P) b (gene b3gat1b). Gene Ontology annotation, cellular component: Golgi membrane. The transcript is spliced from 7 exons. Gene Ontology annotation, biological process: carbohydrate metabolic process; chondroitin sulfate proteoglycan biosynthetic process. Lineage: Eukaryota; Metazoa; Chordata; Actinopteri; Siluriformes; Siluridae. Gene Ontology annotation, molecular function: galactosylgalactosylxylosylprotein 3-beta-glucuronosyltransferase activity. The record is from RefSeq and is a predicted model, not a curated record. The coding region runs from base 565 to 1551 and encodes 328 amino acids.